This is a messenger RNA of Camelina sativa (false flax), 1312 nucleotides long. RefSeq lists its product as uncharacterized. NCBI's taxonomy places the organism in Eukaryota, Viridiplantae, Streptophyta, Magnoliopsida, Brassicales, Brassicaceae. The record is from RefSeq and is a predicted model, not a curated record.
UCUCAAUCGUCUAUAAAUCCUAGACCUUACCCUAUUCUUUUUCUUUGCUCAUAAUAACCAUCGAACCUAACGCGCUUGUGAGCUCUCUUCUCAUCCUACAAGCGCUAGAGGUCGAGACUCGUUUAGGGUUUCUCAAAAACUUUGGUUGGUUUACAUCGAGAUAGAGCUUUCUGGGUUUAAUCUCCAUCGAUAUAUUCUUGUUUGGGUUGGUCGAAUCUGAAAGCCAGCCUUUGGGUUAUCUUUAGUUUAGGAAUCGAAUUCAUCCCUAAAUCCCCCCGAUUCGAUCUGAGAAAAUAUGUCGCGAGUUCUCACUUGCCCACCGCUUGUCCUUGCAAGGAACCAGGCGAGCGUUCGGAACUUGGUCGAAUCGACUAAGCUUGAAAGAGUCACACAUGAUUCUAAAAACCCGCUCCACCGGAUUGAGAAGAAGGAAAAGAAGGAGAAGAGAAAACAUACUAAAGAAACUAAAGGGGAGAAGUCUCAUAAACAACAGAUUCUUUUAUCGAAGAAAGUCUCAGAUGAGUCUGACCAACUUGAGAAGAGUGGUUUGACAGAAGAGCUUGAGGCAUCUCAAAACCACCACGGAUAUCUGUCUGAUGGAAGCCAGAAUAGUAAGAAGAGGAAUAGAGAAGACUCUCCUCCACCUGUUGAAAGUCUCAUCAAAGCUGCACCUGUAGCAGGUAAUCCUCUACGCAUUCGAUUGGUAUUAAAGAAACCAAAGGCGGAAGCUCCUGUUCCGCCUCGAGAGGAUCUUGUUUGCUCCACUUCGGUUGCAAAGCCUCUCAGUCACCAAGAUGUCAUAGCAAGUUCUGUCUCAUGUCCAAAAAUAUCUGAGCCUGAACAGAAUCUGCCGUCAACAUCUGUGGCUGCAAUAGAUGAAACAAAGAAGAGAAAGAAACACAAACCAAGCAAAGAAGAUCGAUACAAUGCAUUAUUUGAUGAUUGGACUCCCUCUUCCAUUUGUUUAGCAGACAUUACUUCUUCCAUGGAAGAUGACGAUGAUUGGCUAUUUGGGAAGAAGACGCAAGUGAUGCCUAAGCCCAAAGCAGCAGUCAAGAUUGACGAGGACAUGAAGAUGAGACCCAGUGAUUCAUCUUGGCCUAGAGCUCAGCUUUUGUCUGAAGUUGGGAUUUAUUCUUUACCGUACACAGUCCCAUUCUAAUGCUCCCAAUUUUGCUCUAGAUUUAGCUUAGCUUGUACAUUGACUGUUUGUAACCACAAUUAUAAUCUAACCCAAUUUUGAUAUACCUCCUAUAUCGCUUUGUAUCUUUUCUGUAGCCAAAGGCUUUGUAAAAAAAACCAUUCAAAUCAA